AUGAAGUUCACCAUUGAGGAAAUCAACAACAGCACAGAUCUGCUUCCAAAGGUGACUCUGGGCUAUGAGAUCUUCGAUUACUGCUCUGAUAUAGGCAGCCUUCCCUCUGCUAUGGAUUUGUUGGCGUGUGGGAACUCUAUUCAUGUGGGGACCAAACGAGCCUGUCGACCCAAAGUCAUCUCUGUUACCGGCCCGUAUGGGAGUAGAGAAACUAUUACCGUAUCUCAGCUGUUUCUGUUUAACCUUCUGCCUGUGGUGACACAUGGAGCUUCUAGCGUUCAGCUCAGCAACAGGCAGAGAUUCCCGUCCUUUUUCCGCACGAUUCCCAGUGACAAGUUCCAAGUGCAGGCAAUUGUCCAGAUACUGAGAAAGUUCAGGUGGAAUUGGGUGGCCUUCAUCGGCGGUGACACUGACUACAGCCGGGAUGCUCUAGCUGUGUUUGAGACAGAUCCAAACACCUGCCAAAAGUGCCAAGACUACGAGUGGUCUGGAAAUGGCAGCACGUCGUGCCAGAACCGGACCGUGGUGUUCCUUCAACACGAUGCUCCCGCCUCCAUCGUCCUGACCCUCGCCGCCUCCUCCACCAUCCUGAUGUGUGGCUGCGUGCUGGCUCUGUUCAUCCGCCACUACCACACGCCUGUGGUCAAGUCGGCAGGUGGCAAAAUGUCGCUGUUUGUGCUCGUCUUUCUGGCUCUGUCCUCCGUUAGCAUCUUCUUCUUUGGCGGUCGGCCAUCUGCCAUCACCUGCAGGCUGCGCAGUCCAACGUUUCUCGUCUUCUACACCGCCACCCUCUCUUGCCUGGCCGUCCGCUCCUUCCAAAUCAUCUCCGUCUUCAAACUGGCUGCCAAGCUGCCAAAGGCGUACGAGUUCUGGGUCAAACAUGGCGGACAGUGGCUGAUCAUAGCAAUCUGCACGAUCACUCAGCUGCUCCUGAGCAUUUUAUUUCAGUUCAUUUCUGCAAGCUACAAACGAAUGCAAGUGAUGAAGUUCACCAUUGAGGAAAUCAACAACAGCACAGAUCUGCUUCCAGGGGUGACUCUGGGCUAUGAGAUCUUCGAUUACUGCUCUAAUAUAGGCAGUCUUCUGUCUGCUAUGGAUUUCUUGGCGUGUGGGAACUCUAUUCAUAUGGGGACCAAACGAGCCUGUCGACCCAACGUCAUCUCUGUUACGGGCCCAUUUGGGAGUAGAGAGACCAUUACCGUAUCUCAGCUGUUUCUGUAUAACCUUCUGCCUAUGGUGACACAUGGAGCCUCUAGCGUUCAGCUCAGCAACAAGCAAAGAUUUCCGUCCUUUUUCCGCACGAUUCCCAGUGACAAGUUCCAAGUGCAGGUUAUUGUCCAGAUACUGAGAAAGUUCAGGUGGAACUGGGUGGCCUUCAUCGGCGGUGACACUGACUACAGCCGGGAUGCUCUAGCUGUGUUUGAGAGUGAAAUAAAGUCAGACAACAUUUGCUUGGCCUACCGAGGCGUUAUCUCAGUCUCAAACGACUCUGCAAAUGCUUUCAUGUUAGAUGUGAUCCAUAAGCAGAAUGUCGAGGUGAUUGUGCUCUUUGCUCACACAGAGCAUGUGAGACUCCUCCUAAGGACGGCGAUUAAAAACAACGUGCAAAAGGUUUGGAUCGGAAGCGAGGCCUGGACUUUGAGCUCAGAACUGAUUAAAGAGAACAACAUAGAACGUCUUGGCACCGUCUUAGGGGUCACUCUGCACCAAAUGGGUCCCCUGAAAGGGUUUAAAGAGUUCAUCCAACGGUCUGUGAGUUCCACACCUCCAUCGUCCCCAGCCUCUGGUGGCACAUGUGGCCAGGUAUGUGAGGAGUGCACCAAUGUUACGGCCGAGACGAUCUACUCACAGGAUCCUACGUUCAGCUUCAGCAUCUACUCAGCAGUCUAUGCCAUAGCUCACGCACUCCACUCAACCCUGUCUUGCAGUCCCUCAUCCUGCAUGAAUUUGACUGUUGAGCCUCAUAUGGCUCCUGAGUUACGGUGUUCUCCUGAAUGCCCAACUGGGUUCAGGAGAGUGAAGAAGAGCUUUCAUUCCUGUUGCUUUGACUGUGAGAUCUGCCUAGGAGGAACAUACAUCAACUACACAGCAGAUCCAAACACCUGCCAAAAGUGCCAAGACUACGAGUGGUCUGGAAAUGGCAGCACGUCGUGCCAGAACCGGACCGUGGUGUUCCUUCAACACGAUGGGGACGCCUCCAUCGUCCUGACCCUCGCCGCCUCCUCCACCAUCCUGCUGUGUGGCUGCGUGCUGGCCCUGUUCAUCCGCCACUACGACACGCCUGUGGUCAAGUCGGCUGGUGGCAAAAUGUCGCUGCUCGUGCUCGUCUUCCUGGCUCUGUCAUCCGUCAGCAUCUUCCUCUUAGGUGGUCGGCCGUCACCCAUCACCUGUAGCUUGGGCAGUCCAACGUUUCUCGUCUUCUACACCGCCACCCUCUCCUGUCUGGCCGUCCGCUCUUUCCAGAUCGUCUCCAUCUUCAAACUGGCUGCCAAACUGCCGAGGGCGUACGAGUUCUGGGUCAAACAUGGUGGACAGUGGCUGAUCAUAGCAAUCUGCACGAUCACUCAGCUGCUCCUGAGCAUCUUGUGGGUGUUUGCCAACGGACCCCAGCCAAGUCAGGUGACACAUGGAGCCUCUAGCGUUCAGCUCAGCAACAAGCAGAGAUUUCCGUCCUUUUUCCGCACGAUUCCCAGUGACAAGUUCCAAGUGCAGGCAAUUGUCCAGAUACUGAGGGAGUUCCAGUGGAAUUGGGUGGCCUUCAUCGGCGGUGACACUGACUACAGCCGGGAUGCUCUAGCUGUGUUUGAGAGUGAAAUAAAGACGGCGAUUGAAAAAAAUGUGCAAAAGGUUUGGAUCGGAAGUGAGACCUGGACUUUGAGCUCAGAACUGAUCAAAGAGAACAACAUAGAACGUCUUGGCACCGUCUUAGGGGUCACUCUGCACCAAAUGGGUCCCCUGAAAGGGUUAAAAGAGUUCAUCCAACGGUCUGUGAGUUCCACACCUCCAUCGUCCCCAGCCUCUGGUGGCACAUGUGGCCAGUCCCUCAUCCUGCAGGAAUUUGACUGUUGA
Molecule: messenger RNA, 3069 nt
Organism: Sardina pilchardus (European sardine)
Lineage: Eukaryota; Metazoa; Chordata; Actinopteri; Clupeiformes; Clupeidae
Product: taste receptor type 1 member 1-like
Exons: 10
Coding region: 1-3069 (1022 amino acids)
Biological process (GO): G protein-coupled receptor signaling pathway
Cellular component (GO): plasma membrane
Molecular function (GO): G protein-coupled receptor activity
Source: RefSeq, a predicted model, not a curated record